AUGAGGAGUGAUUCUGUCGUUCGCUAUGCCGUUAGCGUCGGCACCGUAUUCCAGCACGAGUUGCAGAGAGUCAAAGUGCCCAUGAAGGGCAGCAAUAUGAGCCAGGCUGAUGUCGGCCACCGUCCUCUCCUUGGAACUCGCUUCGGUGAGCAGUUGCUGGAGGAUUUCGACCUCUUCUGGGCUAUGGCACGCGGCGGCUUGGAGAACAGGAGUGAUACGAUGCCCAUUACGCUCUACCGGAAUCGUGAUGUCUGCAACAUGGUCUGUGAGUAG
Molecule: messenger RNA, 273 nt
Organism: Fusarium musae
Lineage: Eukaryota; Fungi; Ascomycota; Sordariomycetes; Hypocreales; Nectriaceae
Exons: 2
Coding region: 1-273 (90 amino acids)
Source: RefSeq, a predicted model, not a curated record